Molecule: messenger RNA, 756 nt
Organism: Populus trichocarpa (black cottonwood)
Lineage: Eukaryota; Viridiplantae; Streptophyta; Magnoliopsida; Malpighiales; Salicaceae
Exons: 1
Coding region: 40-570 (176 amino acids)
Cellular component (GO): oligosaccharyltransferase complex
Source: RefSeq, a predicted model, not a curated record
AUCAAAAUAUUCAACACUUCCAUCAUCAAACUCCACAAAAUGGCUCCCAAACCCGAAUCCCAAAACCUAACCUCCACCACCUCCGCCGCCGAACCAUCGUCCCCCUCCUCCAUAGAUCCACUCUUCCACCUUCUCACCCUCCUCCCUUACUCAAUCCUGCGCCCACCACGCCUCCGUCUCAAACUCCCCUCCUUCACCCUCCCUUCCUCCAUGACAGUCUUCUCCUUAGUCCUCCUCACCUACUUCAUGGUAGUUUCUGGCAUCGUCUAUGACGUAAUCGUUGAACCACCUGGUAUCGGGUCAACCCAAGACCCAUAUACCGGAUCUGUCAAACCUGUGGUUUUCUUGCCUGGAAGAGUUAAUGGGCAGUAUAUAAUUGAAGGGCUCUCUUCUGGGUUCAUGUUCAUUGUUGGUGGCGUUGGCAUUAUUUUGAUGGAUCUUGCUCUUGAAAAGAAUCGUGCCAAGAGUGUUAAGGUUUCUUAUGCUACUGCUGGGAUUUCCUCUGUUGUUAUUGCUUAUGUUAUGAGUAUGCUUUUUCUUCGGAUUAAGAUCCCAGGAUAUCUUCGUUGAGUUUUCGGGUUUUUUUAUGUAUUUUGGAAUGAUACUUUGUUAAGCUAGUUCGAAAUCACAAUGUGGCUUGUCAAAUGGGGUUAGUGUGGAUUUUUAUGAUCUGGGUUACUCUCAUUUGAUCUUGUGGUGCUAGUUGGUUAUGGAACUAUUAGUAUUUUUGUUAAUAAAAGUCGCAAAUUCUGACUA